AUGGAUUGGCGCGAAAAACUGUUUGGGAAGGUGUUGGUGAAGUGUGAAUCUGGAACUCAAAAUGGACAAUUUGAAAAUAUUUCUACCCUUGAAGGUUUAUCUGAUUGUGUAGAAGAGGGGGAGGGCGCUGUGUGUGGAAUAUAUUUUUCUUUCGCGAAUAUAAGCGACACCAGUGACGAUUUUGGAGUUCGUUUAGAAGAGGUUUAUAAGCGUGUGCAUCCUCGUUUGAAAGUUGUGCAAGUGGUUCUGUGGGCACAUGUCGGUACCCCUGAAGGUCCUGUGGAAAGAGAGGCCGGGUUCCGGAGGAGUCUGAUGGGGAAGCCGUGGUUCGCUGUACCGUUCCACGAUGUUGAUAUAAAGGCAAGCAUAUCAAUUAUUAAGAUUACUUUUAUUUCUGUACCUUAA
Molecule: messenger RNA, 405 nt
Organism: Arctia plantaginis
Lineage: Eukaryota; Metazoa; Arthropoda; Insecta; Lepidoptera; Erebidae
Source: the annotation of a GenBank genome assembly